UAUAAAUCCAAUAACAUCUUCACCAGAAAAGAGUGCCUCGACCUCUCCGGAAAUCUAGGCUCCGCUCCUUCAAUUUGUCGACGCGGCCUUCUCAGUAGGAAUAGGGCGAGAAAUGGAUCUCUCUGUUCUUCAAGGGUUCACGAAGUCGCUCGCGAUGACGGUGCUAUCAGAAAUCGGUGACAAAACCUUUUUCGCAGCUGCUAUCUUGGCAAUGCGUCACCCUAGAAGACUUGUAUUGUCAGGCUGCCUUGGAGCACUGAUUGUUAUGACUAUUUUAUCAGUUGUUGUUGGUUGGGCUACUCCAAAUCUGAUCUCACGUAAGUGGACUCAUCACAUCACAACAUUGUUGUUUCUCGGGUUUGGCCUGUGGUCUCUGUGGGAAGCCUUUAAGGACGGGGAAGCUGAAGAAUUUGCUGAAGUUGAAAAAGAAUUGAAUGCUGAUUUAAAAAGUAACAGUGGAGCAACCAAAGGGAAUAACAAGAAUGCUGAUUUAAAAAGUAACAGUGGAGCAACCAAAGGGAAUAACAAGGAUGCAGAUGACCUGAAAAAGCAAUACCGGCCCUUUCUCACUCAAUUCUUUUCACCCAUCUUGCUUAAGGCCUUUUCAAUUACUUUCUUUGGAGAAUGGGGUGACAAGAGUCAAAUCGCCACAGUAGGAUUGGCUGCAGACGAGAAUCCUUUGGGUGUUGUUCUUGGUGGAAUCCUUGGACAAGCUUUGUGUACUACGGCUGCAGUCCUGGGAGGAAAAAGUCUAGCAACUCAAAUAUCUGAAAAAAUAGUCACACUCUCUGGGGGAGCUCUUUUCAUUGUUUUCGGGAUUCAGUCUCUUCUUUCAACGGUGGAUUCGUAAAGGCUCCAAAAUUACCUAAAGAAGAUGAAGGUAAUUCAUUCUGGCUAAAGACACAUUUAGGCAUUAUAUAGGUGGAGUAAUUGUUCAACAGUUUAGGAGAUGAAAUGCUAGUCUUUAUAGCAGUGCUACCAAAUUAUUCUAAGAUCUAACUGAUCAGAAGAGAAGUUGGAAAUCAUUCAAAAGUUGGAGAUUGUUCUAUUUUUCUCCAUUUUAUGAAUUUGCCGAUUAUCUUUCAGUGACACCAGGAUCUGCAUUAGUAUUAUGACCCGAUAAACAUUUGAUUUAGUUCGCUGCAGUGUAUCAUUUUCAUAGAAGUUUGAGAAAAGGAGCUUAUCAGAUGUGUCAAUUUCAUGACUUUUCUGAGUUGGGAUAUUUUAUUUGGUUUCUUACUUUCUUUAA
Molecule: messenger RNA, 1249 nt
Organism: Salvia splendens (bonfire salvia)
Lineage: Eukaryota; Viridiplantae; Streptophyta; Magnoliopsida; Lamiales; Lamiaceae
Product: GDT1-like protein 5
Exons: 14
Coding region: 113-850 (245 amino acids)
Biological process (GO): manganese ion transmembrane transport; calcium ion transmembrane transport; Golgi calcium ion homeostasis
Cellular component (GO): Golgi apparatus
Molecular function (GO): manganese ion transmembrane transporter activity; calcium ion transmembrane transporter activity
Source: RefSeq, a predicted model, not a curated record